AUGUAUGUCAAUUAUUAAUAGAAAUAAGACCUAUAUGAGAUUUUCACUUAAUUUAAACAUGUUGAUGAAGAAAUAUUCAGUUUGAUAAUUGAAAUAUUAAGAAGAGAGAAAAUCUUUGACUCUAUUGCAUAUCUUUCAGAUGAAGAAAACUAAAAACAUUACGAACAAUAUAUUUUUUAAGGUGGUAAUUUAGAAUAUUUUGAUAAAUAAUGGAAACUAGACUCUCUAAAAAAUAGCAUAAAGAAAAUUACUAAUAUUCUCAAAAAAAUUAAAUAACAUACCUUUAAUAAAAAUGACUACUCCAAAGAAUUUUAUUUAUUUACUAAAAAAAACCUAAUUUAGAAAAUAAGAAUGGAUAAGAUGAUCAUCAAAUCUUUAAAAUUCUUAGUUCAGCUCACAUCUAUUGAUAAUUAAUUCAUAUAAUGCGGAUCUAAUUCACUUCACUUAUUAGUAAAAAUGAAGAUUGAUCUAAAAAAUUAAUGUUUUGAAGGUAUUAAGAUAAGAAAUACCAAGUUGAUAGGAGCCAAUUUUUUCAGAUGCAAUUUGAAUGAAUCUUAAUUUGAGAAUGUAGACAUCAGCGGAAUAAAUUUGAAUGGGGCAUUAUUAUAUAAUUGUAAAUGGAAGUAAAUAAUAAUUCAUGAAACAAUUAAAAUAGAUGGACAUAAAGAUAGUGUUAAUUCAGUUUGUGUCUCUCCUGAUGGUACGAUAUUAGCGUCAGGUAGUUCAGAUUUUUCUGUUUGUUUAUGGGAUGUUAAAACUGGACUAUAAAAAAUUAAAUUAAAUGGUCAUAAAAAUUAGGUCUUAUCAGUAAGCUUCUCUUCUGAUGGUAAAACAUUAGCAUCUAGUAGUAAUGAUGGGGCUCUAUAUUUAUGGGAUGUUGGGACUAGUAUAAAAAAAACAAAAUUAGUUAGUCGUAGUUCAAUGCCUAUUAACUCAAUAUGCUUCUCUUCUAUUGGUACAACAUUAGCUUCUGGUGGUGCUGAUACAUCUAUAUACUUAUGGGAUACUAAUACAAGAAAAAUAAAAUUGAUAAUGCGUGGUCAUGAUAAUGAAGUCCUAUCAGUAAGUUUCUCUUCUGAUGUUACAAAAUUAGCAUCUAGUAGUAGUGAUGGGAUAAUAUAUUUAUGGGAUGUUAUGACAGGUAUAAAAAAAGCAAAAUUAGAAGGUCCUCCUGUUUCAAUUCAUUCUGUCUGCUUUUCUCCUGAUGGAACUCUAUUAGGUUCUAUUAAAGGAGAACAUUUUAUUUGUUUAUGGGAACUUAAAAAUGAUCUACAAAAACGAAUAUUCAAUUGUUAUGGCUCCGGAAUAUUAUCAAUAUGCUUCUCUCCUGAUAGUACUACUAUAGCAUCUGGAGGUUGGGAUAACUCUAUAUAUUUAUGGGAUGUUAACACAGGAAAAUAAAAGGCAAAAUUAGAUGGUCAUACAAGAUUUGUUCAAACUGUAUGCUUCAUUUAUGAUGGUAAGUUAGCAUCUGGUAGUGCAGACCACUCUAUACGUUUGUGGGAUAUUAACACAACGAAAUAAAAAGCAAAAUUAAAUCGUCAUUCUGAUUCUGUCCUAUCAAUAUGCUUCUCUCCAGAUAGUAGUACAUUAGCAUCUGCUAGUUGUGAUAACUCUAUACGUUUGUGGGAUAUUAAUACAGGAAAAUAAAAAGCAAUAUUAAAUAUAUCUACUAGUUCUGUCAACUCUGUAUGUUUCUCUCCUGAUGGUACUUGUUUAGCAUCUGGUUGUGGUGAUGGCUCUAUCCUUUUAUGGGAUGCUAAUACAAGAAGAUAAUUAGCAAAAUUAGAUGGUCAUACUUAUUCUGUUGAAUCAUUAUGCUUCUAUCCUGAUGGUACUUCUAUAGCAUCUGGUAGUUGGGAUAACUCUAUAUAUUUAUGGGAUGUUAAAACUGGAUAAUAAAAGGCAAAAUUUCAGGGUCAUACUAGUUCUGUUCAAUCGAUAUGCUUCUCCCCUGAUGGUUCUACAUUAGCAUCUGGUAGUUUAGAUGCAUCUAUUCGUUUAUGGGAUCUGUGGUCAAGAUAUACAAGAGCAAAAUUGGAUGGUCAUAGUAGAGGUAUCAAUUCAGUAUGCUUCUCCCCUGAUGGUUAUACAUUAGCAUCAUGCAGUAGAGAUUCGUCUAUCUGCUUAUGGGAUGUUAAAACUGGAAAUUAAAAGGCAAAAUUUGAGGGUCAUACUAAUUCUGUUCAAUCGAUAUGUUUCUCCCCUGAUGGUUCUACAUUAGCAUCUGGUAGCCUAGAUAUGUCUAUUCGAUUUUGGGAUAUAAAAACAGAAUAAUAAAAAGCCAAAUUAGAUGGUCAUAGUAGAAGUGUCAAUUCCGUUUGUUUUUCUCCAGACGGUGCUAGAUUAGCAUCUGGUAGUAAUGAUAUUUCUAUCCGUUUAUGGGAUGUAAAAACAGGAUAAAAAUUUUCAAUAUCCAACUAGAGUUAUGAAGAGUAAUUUUCUAAAGUUAACACUUCUCAAUUUUUGAAUAAUCCCUAAUUACAAUGCAGUAUUUAUAUAAUUUAUUUAGUUGAAAAUAUAACUGUAUUCCUCAUAUCAAAUUAACGAAUAUUUUAAGCUUAAGGGGCUUAAAUUUACAAAGGAUAUUUUGAAAAUCAAUUUGGUUUGGAUUUUCGAUAUUUAUUCAAAUAAAGAGGAAGUAAUUUUUUAGACAGUUAAGAAGAAAUCUUAUAGAACUUAUAUUGA
Molecule: messenger RNA, 2688 nt
Organism: Paramecium pentaurelia
Lineage: Eukaryota; Ciliophora; Oligohymenophorea; Peniculida; Parameciidae
Source: the annotation of a GenBank genome assembly